AUCCAGUUCUUGCGUGGAGAGGAGAGGGAGUGGACGCACGAGUUUAGUCACUCCGGGUCCUCAACGUCGCAGGAUCUUUGAGGUGGCAAGUUGCAGGAGGCUUUACAAUAGAGGACACGAGAUCUGAAACGGCGGCAGACACUCGCGUGGGUGCAUAGUUGGCACCUUCCCCGAUCUCUUCACUUCUGACACCUUUUUGACACCAUCGUCAUCAUGCUGCGAGCUGUAAGGGUGGCACGAUGUUGUCCUGUGAUGCUGGACCACCUGGCCCGCUCCCAGGGCCGCACCGUGGCCCGCAUCGUGGCCCGGAAGGUCAACCGAGGCCAGCUAGGUCAGAUCAGGUCGCAGGCCAGCGCGGCCUCGACGACCUCGCUCCUGCCCGCGGCCGACGACUUCUGCGUCCGCCACAUCGGGCCGCGGAAGGACGACCAGAAAAAAAUGCUCGAGGCGCUGGGCUAUGAGUCCCUGGACGCCCUGACUGACGCAGCGGUGCCCGAGAACAUCCGACUCGGGAGGGACCUGAAUGUGCAGAACCCGAUCGGCGAGCACGCGCUACUCAGCAGGAUCAGGGAAAUCUCGGAGAAGAAUGAAAUCUGGAGGUCCUACAUCGGCAUGGGCUACCACAACUGCCGCGUCCCCCACGCCAUCCUCAGGAACAUCUUCGAGAAUCCGGGAUGGACAACACAGUACACGCCGUACCAACCGGAAGUGGCCCAGGGUCGCCUCGAAUCCCUCCUGAACUACCAGACGAUGGUGACUGACCUGACUGGCCUGCCGGUGGCUAACGCUUCCCUGCUUGACGAAGGCACAGCAGCUGCAGAGGCUGUUGGGUUGGCGUACAGGCAGAACAAACGGCGAAAAGUGUACCUGUCAGACAAGCUUCACCCGCAGACGCUCGCCGUGGUUCGAACCCGCGCCAUUCCCCUUGGCCUUGAAGUCCUCAUUGGCGAUGUAUUUGAUAUCGACUUCACCAAUCGCGAUGUCAGUGCGGUGCUUUUCCAGUAUCCGGACACUGAAGGAACCGUCAAUGACUUCACACAAGUUAUUGAGAAUGCGCAGAGCAAUGGAACCAUGGUCGUGUGCGCGACGGACCUCUUGGCUCUCACGGUGCUCGCUCCCCCCGGCGACCUCGGUGUGGACAUCGCCGUCGGGACUUCGCAGAGACUCGGAGUUCCUCUGGGCUACGGAGGUCCUCACGCCGGCUUCUUCGCCUGCAAGAACAAUCUCGUGAGGCUCAUGCCCGGGAGAAUGAUCGGUGUGACAAGGGAUGCAAAUGGGAAGGAUUCAUACCGUCUUGCUCUCCAAACGCGAGAGCAACACAUUCGUCGUGACAAAGCCACCAGCAACAUCUGCACAGCUCAGGCACUGCUUGCAAACAUGUCAGCAAUGUUUGCAGUUUACCAUGGACCAAAAGGGUUAAAAGAUAUUGCUAAUCGCAUUCACAACGCAACAAUCAUUCUGUCAAGGGGCCUUCAGUCAGCUGGCCAUAUAAUUGAGAAUGAUAUCUUCUUUGACACUAUUAGGGUUAAUCCGACUUUGGCAACUAGUGAGAUCAGAAUGAGAGCUCAACAGAAAGAAAUUAACCUUCGUUACUUCAGAGAUGAGACGGUUGGAAUAGCCCUUGAUGAGACAGUAGAGAAGGCGGACUUGGACGAUUUGUUCUGGGUGUUCAACUGCAAGAACGUCACUGCAGACAAGGUCGCUAGCAAUCUCAGCGGUGCUGCUCUGCCCAAGGAACACAUCUCCAACACAAGCUUUGCUCGCAAGUCGGACUUCCUCACCCACAGCAUAUUCAACACAUAUCAUUCUGAGGCCCAGCUGGUGCGCUACAUGAAGAUCCUGGAGAAUAAGGAUGUUUCUCUUGUACAUUCCAUGAUCCCCCUAGGCUCUUGUACGAUGAAGCUAAACAGCACAACAGAGAUGAUGCCAUGUAGCUUCCCACACUUCACAGAAAUCCAUCCAUUUGUCCCACCAGAGCAAGCACUUGGUUAUCGGCUUCUGUUUGAGGAGCUUGAACAUGACCUUUGUGAGAUCACGGGUUAUGACAAAAUUUCAUUCCAGCCAAACAGUGGAGCUCAAGGAGAGUAUGCAGGUCUUCGAGCCAUCAUGUCUUACCUGGAUGCACGUGGUGAGGGACACCGCAAUGUGUGCCUGAUUCCAACUUCAGCCCAUGGUACCAAUCCUGCAUCAGCACAGAUGGCAGGAAUGAAAGUAGAAGCUGUGAAUGUUGACAAGGAAGGGUCCAUUGAUUUCAGACAUCUUACUGCCAAGAUUGAGAAACAUCGUAAGAACUUGGCAUGCCUGAUGAUCACAUAUCCUUCUACCAAUGGUGUAUUUGAAGACACUGUAAAAGAUGUUUGCCAAAUGGUUCAUGAUGCUGGUGGUCAGGUGUACUUGGAUGGAGCAAACAUGAAUGCCCAGGUGGGUCUGUGUCGGCCAGGAGAUAUUGGAGGAGAUGUAUCCCAUCUUAAUUUGCACAAGACCUUCUGCAUCCCUCAUGGUGGAGGAGGACCUGGCAUGGGACCUAUUGGAGUGAAGGCCCACCUGGUUCCAUACUUGCCAAGUCACCCCAUCGUUGACCCAAUGGCCUUAAUGAAGAAGAAAGCUCGCAGUUUUGGCGUUGUGUCUGCAGCUCCCUACGGUUCAGCUGCUAUUCUUCCAAUCUCUUGGGCCUAUGUCAAGAUGAUGGGUCCAAAGGGAUUGAGGAAGGCUACUCAGGUUGCUAUCUUGAAUGCUAACUACAUGGCAAAUCGCCUCAAAAAAUACUACAAGGUGCUGUACACUGGAAAUUGUGGAUUAGUUGCUCAUGAAUUCAUCCUUGAUAUGCGAGAGUUUAAGAAGACAGCCGGAAUUGAAGCUACAGACAUUGCAAAGCGCCUGCAGGACUAUGGUUUCCAUGCACCGACAAUGUCCUGGCCCGUCGCUGGUAGUUUGAUGGUAGAACCAACGGAAUCUGAAGACAAAGCUGAGUUGGAUCGUUUCUGUGACGCACUGAUCUGUGAGUCAAUACUUGAAUAGUUCUUUAUCAA
Messenger RNA from Penaeus indicus, 3029 nucleotides. Its product is annotated as glycine dehydrogenase (decarboxylating), mitochondrial-like. Gene Ontology annotation, cellular component: mitochondrion; glycine cleavage complex. Gene Ontology annotation, biological process: glycine decarboxylation via glycine cleavage system. Lineage: Eukaryota; Metazoa; Arthropoda; Malacostraca; Decapoda; Penaeidae. The transcript has 17 exons. The record is from RefSeq and is a predicted model, not a curated record. Bases 214 to 3018 code for a protein of 934 amino acids. Gene Ontology annotation, molecular function: pyridoxal phosphate binding; glycine binding; glycine dehydrogenase (decarboxylating) activity.